Messenger RNA from Penicillium waksmanii, 4236 nucleotides. RefSeq names its product peroxidase/cytochrome P450 family protein. Gene Ontology annotation, molecular function: peroxidase activity; heme binding; iron ion binding. The record is from RefSeq and is a predicted model, not a curated record. Bases 1 to 4236 code for a protein of 1411 amino acids. The transcript is spliced from 14 exons. Lineage: Eukaryota; Fungi; Ascomycota; Eurotiomycetes; Eurotiales; Aspergillaceae. Gene Ontology annotation, biological process: response to oxidative stress.
AUGGGACUUAGCGAGGCUAUCCCCAAUGCAUCCCCGGGAUCCUCUUGGAAUCCUCUGAACUGGGCUCCAAGUCUGCCUUCUCUGCCCAAGCUUUCGCUUCCUGGAGUCUCUUCCCUCCCUGGAUUGUCCUCGCUUCCAGGAGCUUCUCUCUUCGGAACCAAGGAUCAAGCCUGGUUUAAAUCAAUGCUCACAAAGUUUGGUCUCAGUGGAGUUUUGGCUACGGUUUUCAGUUUCUUUCUUUAUGUCGCUUACUUGAAGUUCGCCAAGAAGGAUGACAAAGGCGUCUCCGACUUGCUCAGGAACAAGGUUUCCGAAUAUGUCAACAAGAUCCCUGGAAUCGGCAUGCUUAGAAAGGUCCCUCUCCUGGAAAAGCUAAUACCGUCACCUGAAAGUUUGAUAAAUGUGCCUAAAGGCACACAGUCGGCUUUAAGUAGUAUUUCUGGAAUCGCACCUGGCAUAGCCUCGAAGCUCAACCCGGCUAAAUGGAAGAUUUUUAACAAGAAGAAGAUCGCCGAACAAGAGGACGAUGAGAACUACCAGGCAGGAGAGCCGUACGGUGACCCUACUGCCAUGGCCACGGGAAUCGCCACUGAUCUGAAGUCUAUGGGACUCAAGGGUGGGUUCAGGGACCUGCGCACACUCUUUGAGGUGGCCAAGACCAAGGGAAAGCCUAUCAAUGAUCGGGAUAUGACUAUGGAGAAGAUGAUUGCAAUUGCGACGUCCUUGCCCCGUACCUCUAAGGCGCGACGCAAACUUACUGGAGUUAUUAUCGACACUCUGUGGAAGAGCUUGCAGCACCCUCCUCUGAGUUAUCUGGGCAACAAAUUCCAAUAUAGAACCCCGGACGGAAGCUACAACGCUGGAAGCCCAUAUGCGAGAACAGUCCCCAAGAUGAAGCACCUGCAUGGUGUUCCCCCGGACCCUGGUCUUUUGUUUGACUUGCUCAUGGCUCGUAGCGAUGAUACCUUCAAGGAGAACCCAGCUGGUAUCUCAUCCGUUCUAUUCUACCAUGCGACGAUCAUUAUUCACGAUUGCUUCCGGACCAACCGUGUUGAUCCUAGUAUCUCGGACACCUCUUCUUACCUUGACCUCGCCCCCUUGUACGGUUCAAAUCUCAAGGACCAGCUGAGCAUCCGGACCAUGCAGCGUGGUCUACUCAAACCGGAUUCUUUUGCUGAGAAACGUCUCCUUGGACAGCCCCCUGGUGUCAAUGUGAUGCUUGUCAUGUACAGCCGUUUCCAUAACUAUGUCGCAGAUGUUCUCCUGAACAUCAAUGAAAAUGGUCGCUUCACUUUGAGACCUACCAACACGGAAGAGGACAAAAAGGCAGCUCUUGCACAGCAAGAUGAGGACAUCUUCCAGACUGCUAGGCUUGUUACCAAUGGUCUCUAUAUUAACAUCUCUUUGCACGACUACCUUCGUGGCCUCACCAACACCCACCACUCUGCCAGUGACUGGACCCUUGACCCCCGUAUUGAGGUGGGCCGAAUGUUUGACCCUGAGGGUGUCCCGCGCGGUAUCGGUAACCAGGUCUCUGCUGAAUUCAACCUCCUGUACCGUUUCCACUCUGUCAUCUCUCAACGCGAUGAAAAGUGGACAAACCAAUUCAUGCAGAAGAUCUUCCCGGACAAGCCACUCGAUCAACUCACCCCUCAAGACUUUGUUCAGGGUCUUUUGCGCUUUGAGCAGAGCAUUCCCGAAGACCCAGCAGAGCGCACCUUUGAUGGGUUGAAGCGUGGUGCGAAUGGCAAGUUUGACGACGCUGAGCUUGUGAAUAUCAUGAAGGAGAGUAUGGAAGAUCCUGCAGGUCUAUUCAACGCCCGAAUGGUUCCCAAGGCCCUCCGGAUGAUUGAAAUUAGUGGCAUUAUGACUUCCAGAAAGUGGAACCUCGCAUCUUUGAAUGAGAUGCGUAGCUUCUUUGGACUCAAACGCCACGAUACGUUUGAGGAUAUCAACCCCGACCCUCAAAUUGCUGACCUCAUGCGCAAGCUCUACGAUCACCCCGACAUGGUAGAAAUGUAUCCUGGUCUGUUCCUUGAGGAUGGAAAGCCUCGCAUGGAUCCUGGGUGUGGCGGCUGCCCUCCAUACACUGUUGGUCGCGCUGUUUUCAGUGAUGCUGUCAGUUUGGUGCGAUCUGACCGAUUCCUCACUGUGGACUACACGGCUUCAAAUCUCACAGCAUGGGGAUACCGGGAAGUCCAGCAGGAUUAUGAUAUCCUUGGAGGAUCGAUGUUUUGGAAGCUAUUCCAGCGUGCAUUCCCGGGCUGGUUCCCUUACAACUCGUUGCACUGCACACAGCCAAUGUUCACUCGCAAGAUGAACGAGCAGAUUGCACGUGAAAUCGGAACUAUUGACCAGUACACUUUGCAGGACCCAUCGCCUCCACCUACUCCCAACGUAGUCACCAAGUACUCUGCCGUGACUAAGGUUCUGAGUGACCAGAAGAACUUCCGCGUCGUCUGGGCCAAGAACCUCAACGACAUGACCCCUGGCAAGAAGUACGACUCAUACAUGCUGGGUGGUGAUGCUGCUGCGAAUACAGCCCAGAGGAACUUGGUUAAGGAAAUAAUGUUCAGCCCGCCUGAGUUUAUGCAGUUGCUUUCUCAAACAUCGAUGCAGGUUGGCAAGGAGCUCUUGGAUGAUGAGACUCUCAGCCUCGGCAAAGAUUUGAACCAGCUUGAUAUUAUCCGGGACAUCGCUAUUCCUCUGAAUACCCGUAUCAUGGCCGAUCUGUUCUGCUUGGACCUGAAGACCGAUGAAAACAAGGGAGGGAGUCUAAACUCUACAGAGCUUUAUACGCACCUUAUGAGUGUUCGCACUUUUGGCUUCAACAACUUCGAUCCUGCUCUGGCAUUGCGGCGCAGAAACGAAGCCCAUAAAGGGUCUAAGGUUCUUACUGAGACCACCCUCAAUGUUAUCUUGGGUGGAUCAAACCCAGUCAGCGAUGCCCAAGGAAUUGUAUCCAAAACCGCUGGAGCCAUUACCGGGGCUGUGACUAGCAUCACGUCAAAGAUCCCUUUCGUCGGUGGUAUUCUCAGCAAGGCCAACAAGAAAGCUGAAGCAAAGACUGGAUCUUUGAGGUGGUAUGGCCAGAACGUCGUCAAGGAACUUAUCUCCGCUGGAAAGUCUCCAGAGGAAGCUGCCGACAUUUGCUGGUUGACUGCGGUCGCUGGCGUUGGUGCGCCAAUUGGAAUGUUUGCCGACGUGCUGAACUAUUUCCUACAAGAGGAGAACUCGCAGCACUGGGAGGCAAUCCAAAACUUGUCUUCAAGCUCGGAUCCCGAGUCUGCUGACAAGGAGCUACGGAAAUAUGUUCUUGAGGCCCAGAGACUUACUAGUAAUCAGCGGGACAUCCGUGUCUGUGUCAGCGAGACCACCGUUGAUGGAAAGACUUACAAGCCUGGUGAUGUGGUUAUUGCUCUAUUUGGCCCCGCAUGCAAGGACGCUGAUGCCAUCCCUGAGCCGGGUCAGUUCAAGCUUGACCGGCCAGAGAGCGCCUACAUCCACUUAGGCUACGGGCCUCAUGCCUGUCUCGGCCGCGAAAUUGCCAUUACCUUCAUCAGUUCCCUUGUCAAGGUGUGUGGCAGUCUGAAGCACCUUCGGCCCGCUCCUGGUAAAAUGGGAGCUCUGAAGCAGAUUCAGAUCAACGGCGACAGGGCGUAUCUCAACGACAGCUGGUCAUACCUGACCACCGACCCAACGACCUGGAAGGUUCACUUCGAUGGCGUGGGCAAAGGCGUAUUCCGCGCUCCCAAGCUUGCUGCUGCUGUUGCCAGUGACAUCAACUACAAUGCUCUGAAGAAGGAGCAGGACGAGUUGAUCAAGAACAAACUCUCCCAGGUCAUGCCCAACGGCCCUGAUGCGUCGCAGUACGUCACUGACACCGCUGACCCCACCAAGCCAGCGACUUACAGCGAAGCCGCUGGUGCAAGGGUCCCUGUGCCCAAUGGUGGUCCCCCAACCAAUGCCGUUGAUCAGCAAAGCAGCAUGCCAGGCUAUCAGGGUCUUCCGGAUGGUCAACCGCAACAGAAACCUCUCACUAAAGAACAUCCCGGGUUUUUCAACGAAGCCAUCACUGAAUUUGGUGAAAUUAGCCAGAAGACAGUAGGCACUGCUCACGACCUCGCCCACGGCUUCGUCAACAGCGUGCCCGGAGGAAGGUCGGCUUCACAGUUCACUCACGGAAUUGCCCAAGGCUUCAUCCCUGGUUCCGAUGGUCCUAGCGAGCAGAGAUAA